Messenger RNA from Diospyros lotus (date-plum), 531 nucleotides. Its product is annotated as transcriptional regulator TAC1-like. The coding region runs from base 1 to 531 and encodes 176 amino acids. The transcript has a single exon. NCBI's taxonomy places the organism in Eukaryota, Viridiplantae, Streptophyta, Magnoliopsida, Ericales, Ebenaceae. The record is from RefSeq and is a predicted model, not a curated record.
AUGGAGUUUACUAAGCAAGGAAGCAACUCCGAGACCUCGAGCGAUGACGCCGAUCAGCCGGAGAAAGUCAACGACGACGGCGAGGGCACUCGCCGGUCCUACGAGUGCACCUUCUGCAAGCGUGGCUUCACCAACGCUCAAGCCCUAGGAGGUCACAUGAACAUACACAGGAAGCACAAGGCGAAGGCCAAGCAGAUUGUAACUUCCGAUCAUUCGACGACUUCGCCGUCUAGCAAGUCCAGUGAGGCCAAGUUCUUUGCGCCGGUUUCAAGUGAACAGGCACGUUACCACGCCGCCUUGGAAGCCCAGAUGAAGAGCUAUCAAAUGUACUUUCCUGCAUCAAACCCUAGUCUCCAGCAUGGCUAUCAUCCAGGUCACAAUUUAGGUGCUCCCAAUUCGGGGUUUUCGAGCAAGGAAGAAGAAAGCGCGACGGCCAAUUUGAGCUUGCAAAUCGGCCUUCCGCCUAAGGAAGAUGUCCAGGAGGAGAAGGAACUGGAUUUGGAGCUUCGUCUUGGCCGACACAAUCCAUAA